AUGUCGCUUGGACAUAUGGUAUAUGAUAUUGAACAGUUAUUACGCUUUUAUGCUUAUCGGAUGGAUGGAUUUAAAGUAUAUGUGACCAACACAUCAACUUUACCACCUGACGGUUAUCUAUGUUAUGAAGAUCCAUUUAGUCCUAGAGGUCCUUAUCCAAAUAUCACACAGACAAUUCCUUGUAAUCAACUUGGACAAUAUGUCAUUUAUUACGAUCAAUACGGAUCUGAUGAAACACCUAAUGUAAUCGAUCCUGUGGUUGAGUUGUGUUACGUUGCCAUUAAUGGUUGUCAAAAGCAUUUUUGGGGGAGUAAUUGUGAGAUCUCCUGUGCCGCAACUUGUAAAGCGCAGCAAUGUUUCCCCGAAAAUGGUUCCUGUAUAUGGGGAGGAUGUAGCGACUCAAACUGUUUAAACAGUAAUUGUGGUGGAGAUACAGUAGUCUGUACUGAAGGUUGUAAAAUAAGGCGUACAGGAUCCUACUGCAACAAAUAUAACCUUGUAUUUGACAGUUCAAUUCUGUUCAAUACAAUUGAACAAGCUGGUUCAGUGAAGGAUGGAAAUUUAUCAUCAUGUGUCACAACACAAGGGUCAUAUAUAUGGAUUCAGGUUGACCUUGCAGAAAUAAGCAUUGUGACGGAAAUAUAUAUAACUUUAAUUGUGAACACUAUAAAUCCAGGAAACCAUACCAUUUACGCAUCAAAUACUAGUCAUUUAUGGGGAAAUGAAACUGUUUUGUACCUGGGUGAAGCAUUACCAGAUGUGAUCAAUCUCAGUGGCGUUUUCAGAUACCUUACCUAUGUAUAUCGAAAUCAGAACAAGUUUUCUGAGAUUGAAGUAUGUGAAAUUGGGAUUGUUGGAUGCCCUCCUACGCACUAUGGACCUUUGUGUAGCAAGUUGUGUCCAGUGUACUGUAGUGGACCAUGUGACCUUGAAACAGGAAAUUGUACAUUUGGAUGUGUAAACGGAUGGAUAGGUGUUAAAUGUGAAUUAGGUCCAUUGUGUUACGAGCCUAACUCUAAGAAUUUAACAACAGACUGUUCGCCUGAAAUCUAUCAGGUGUAUCCAACAAGUGGACCAAUUAAUGGGGGAUCAGUAUUGACAAUAUCUGGCAAUCACCUUGGAAAUAUUAAUGAUAGCAUUUCUAUUAAUAUCAGUGGAGUGAUAUGUCACAAUGUAACAGUUACAACACCUUAUACCGAGUUGACAUGUGUUAUAGAAAAAUACAACGGAAAGCAGACGACGGGAAUAUUCGUUUCAGUAAACGCCAAUCGCUACAGCAAUUUAAGUGUCAUAUACUUCACCUACAAGGAACCACGAAUUUUAAACGUUUCACCAAACAAAGGGAUUCUAUCAGGGAAAACAACUGUGGCAAUACAAGGACAAGAUAUUGUUUUCGAAGGUCAAAAUCGGUACACUAUUUCCUUUUGUGACAAUGUGUUUUGUAUCGAAUGCAGCGAAGUUCAAACGGCCUUCAGUAAACAAAUUCCUUACAUCAAAUGCAAAACUGGUAUUUCAUCAGAACCUCGAAAUAUGACCCACCUAAACGUUGUUAUUGAUGACUUGACAGUACUGACACUUAGGAAAACAUAUCAAUACUUACCGGAUCCAACAUUUAACAUUUCGACUGAAAUACCGAAGGCUUUACAAAGUGGAGGCGUAUUAUUUACAAUUCAGGGCGAAGGUUUCAACAAUGUAGGUUCAAUAACAGUAGAAAGAGUGAAUAACCCAUGUGAUGUACCAGAAGACACGUCUACCGUAUGUGAAACACCUCCAAGAUUACAGAAUCAGCCUUACAAUCAAACUAUUGACGUACAUUUUGAUGGAGUGACAAUUCAGUUUCCAAUAGAAUAUGUGGAGGACCCCACGUUUGAAAUGUUUAAAGGCAUUGUUCUUUAUGACAAGGAAUCUGCUAUUGAAAUUGAAGGGAGAAGUAUACUGAAUGUGGCUCGCCGUGAAGAUUAUCAUAUUAAUAUUGGAUUGGACGGCAUUUGUCUCAUUACUGAUAUCAGUAUGGAUAACAUCACUUGUUAUCCACCCAAAUCAGUCCCUCGGACUAAUAGUACAGAUGAUAAUACAGUUUAUGUUAUUGUGAACGUCAUAAGGAUAAAGUCGUAUAUUGGUGACUUGCAAUACAAAACAGAAACAAUUACAGAAGAUGACAAUACAUUUGUGAUGAUAGUUGGAAUAUUAGUCGCAGGAUUAGUGGUAUCUAUCAUCAUAGGCAUGUCGGCUGUAUUAGUUUUAAGGAGAAAGAAGACUAAGGCUGCCAAUGAAUUCAAAAUGAAAAUAAAGGCAAAGGAAGAAAUUAUCCAAAAAGCUAGUAUAGAAGGUGAAAGGAUAGCAAACUUAAGAAGGGAAGAUGGAAAUGCAUAUACUGAGCCUGAUGAGUCAGUAUAUGAUGAAAUAAAUGUAGAAGAAGAAAAAAGAACACGCGGGAACAGUUACCUUGAUGUAAAUGAAGGAUACGAUGAACUGGGACAACGAUCGCCAACAAAUCCAUAUAAUCAGCUCCAACAAACAAGGGAUGACAUUCAAAGACGGGACAUCAAGAAUAAUGAAAUGAAUGCAGAUGACCAAUUGCAAAACAAUAAACGUAGAAAUGAUUAUUUGAGCUUGUUUAGCGGAUACGAAAAACCAAUAUCACGAAACGAUAUACAGAAUUAGUCUCAACAGGAAAGUGCUGACAAUAGAAAUGAUCAUAAUGACAUGUCAAAUCUUGAUUAAAAGACAAAGAUUUAUCUCCGAAAGAUUAUAUAAAUCUCAGCGAGUAAGAGACUCGACAAUUCGCCGUUUCAGAAUAUGAUGCAUUUAGGGUAAUAUUUUCAAAAACGUACAUCAAAACGUUGUAAUUGGUUU
Molecule: messenger RNA, 2856 nt
Organism: Mytilus trossulus (common blue mussel)
Lineage: Eukaryota; Metazoa; Mollusca; Bivalvia; Mytilida; Mytilidae
Product: plexin-2-like
Exons: 17
Coding region: 1-2664 (887 amino acids)
Biological process (GO): semaphorin-plexin signaling pathway involved in axon guidance; regulation of cell migration
Cellular component (GO): semaphorin receptor complex; plasma membrane
Molecular function (GO): semaphorin receptor activity
Source: RefSeq, a predicted model, not a curated record